Molecule: messenger RNA, 6688 nt
Organism: Ostrinia nubilalis (European corn borer)
Lineage: Eukaryota; Metazoa; Arthropoda; Insecta; Lepidoptera; Crambidae
Gene: Abp1
Product: drebrin-like protein
Exons: 8
Coding region: 114-1781 (555 amino acids)
Biological process (GO): regulation of actin filament polymerization; positive regulation of dendritic spine morphogenesis; neuron projection morphogenesis
Cellular component (GO): site of polarized growth; postsynaptic density; postsynaptic membrane
Molecular function (GO): actin filament binding
Source: RefSeq, a predicted model, not a curated record
UAUCUGUGGCAAACUUGUUGUGAGUCAAGCGGUCGACGAUCGGUGAAUUUUAUUGAAAUUUAUUCAUUUAUUUCGUUAUUUUAUUGCUAAAUUCAGUUAAUAAAGAAUGUAAAAUGGCCAUAAACUUAGAUAAACACAGGGAUGCGUUGAUCGCCGCGUGGAAAGACGUAUUAGAUGAGAAAACCGAUACGGAUUGGGCUCUAUUCGGCUAUGAUGGGAUGUCAAACGACUUGAAAUUCGUGAGCAAAGGGGAUGGAGGUCUCACAGAACUGAUAGAUGACUUCAACAGCGGCAAGAUACAGUAUGCGUUCCUCAAAGUUGACGUGCCCAACGGAAGCAUAUCGAAAUAUGUGCUUAUCAACUGGCAGGGUGAAGGAGCCCCUACAGUCCGGAAAGGCACCUGCGCUAACCACAUCAAGCAUGUGGCUCAGUUUUUCACCGGCUUCCACCUCACGAUGCAUGCGAGAACAGAGGAUGACCUUGACGAGAAGGUUAUCCUGGACAAGCUCUCCAAGGCUGGGUCGGCUUUCAACUUCAAGUCGAGUAGACCAGAAGAGCUGCCUCCUAGUGGGCCUGUAGGGACUGCGUAUCAGAAAGUGAAUCCAGUUCAAGAAAUAAAUUCUAAAGAAAGAGAUCAGUUUUGGAUGAAAGAAGAACAAGAAGAGAAGAAACGAGUUGAAGCCGAAAGGAAAAGGAGAGAAGAGGAGAAGAGGAAAGCAGAAGAGGAAGUCAGAAGACGAGAUGAGCUGGAAGCCGCGAGGAGAGCUAAAGCAGAACAAGAAAAGAUAUCCCGGGCGGAGUCAGGACAAGCAGGCGCAGACGCAGAGGCAUUACGUCGCGCGCGCGCGUCCGAAGCGCGUCAGUUGUGCGCCGCCACGGCCGCUGCGCGCGCGCACUUUACGCAGAACUUGGCUCAAGGACAGCGAUCUACACCCAAAUCCCCAUCGAGCGUCCCCGAGAAACCAAUCCGAAGUUCAGUGAUCGCGCAACGCAUCAACACGUUCUCCCAACAACACAACCCCUCCCCCCAACCCCCUUCACCCGCCAAACCCCCCCUAAAACUAGAACCGAAACCCCCCCAAGAAGAACCUCAAGAACAACCAAAGACAAGCCCCAUGAAGAACAUAGACAAAAUCAAGCUGAGCCUUGAAAGCCCCUCUCAGAUACAAUACGAGCCUAUAAUAGACCCUUCAGUCGACUUAAGUCCGAGUACCGAGACCGAACCGAGUUCGUUCAGUGCCAUCAACUACGCGGAGUGUAAAGACAACUCGUACAGAGACAUCGAGCCGGAUUUGAAGCAAAGCGAGCCAAUGAUCAAGCAGAAUAUUCUCGAGAAUGAUAUGUUCGACGCGUCGUAUUCCAGUUCGAACGAGAACGAUGACGAUGAUAGCGACAAUAAGUUCAGUACGAUUAAACGGUCGCCGUACAGUAAGAAUAAUAUCGCUGGGGAGAAUGAAAGAGAAUUGAGUAGGCAGAAUACGGUUAUAGAGAAUGUGAAUUAUAAAAAGGAGAAUGGGACGACGACGCUUGAUGACGUGUCGCCUGAGGGAUUGGAGGAGGAGGGCACGAUAUAUGAGGACUUGGAUGAUGAUCCAGGUUUGACCGCGAGGGCGCUGUAUGACUAUCAAGCUGCGGACGAAUCCGAGAUCACCUUCGAUCCUGGUGACAUAAUCACGCACAUUGAACAAAUCGACGCUGGCUGGUGGCAAGGCCUCGGCCCUCAAGGCUUAUUCGGCCUCUUUCCAGCCAACUACGUCGAGUUACUACCUCACCCCCGCUAGCCGAUUUCCGCGGCAAUGCACAGCAAUAGUCGGCAACCGUAGCCGAUACGGUACUUACAAGAUAUACGCCAAUGUCUGACAUUUCAACCGACAAUAAUCGGUAAUUGUACCCGAAAAUGCAUGGCGAUUAUAGCUGGCUGUGCAUGGCAUUUGUACCCGGUAAGGUUUGGUAAAUAAUUAUGGCAAUUUUGACAAUUAUUUUCGUGCAAUGUUGGUUGGUAAGUGAUUGUAGAUGUAGUUCGGCUCAAGCAAACUGGCGCAUUUUGAACCAAACUCUCAAAACAUGAAACUGUCUCUUAGAACUCUUUUUCUUUACUUUUUAUUUUUUUUUGCGCCAGUUUGACACAAAUAUGGCGGCACUACACGUGUAUUGUCUACAUACGUAAUAGGUAACAUUCCAAGCGGGCUAUUGCCAGUGUAACUUGAGCCUAACGAUUGACUGCGAUAGUGUAUUAAGUAGUGCGAUUGUUUUCCAAUGUCACAUCAGUGAAUGUUACAGUCUUGCAUCGAUACGCUUUAAUUUUCGUGUUACACUGUUAUUAUCAACAAUAUUUUUACUUUUUUGUUGUCACAAAAAAAACUUGUCACACUAAAUAAUCACCAUCUAGAUAAUUUUCUGUAUCAUUGUUGUGAUUGUGACAUUGGGAAACACCCUAUAAUAUACGACAUAGCGAAAGAAUAAUGUGUAAGUUAAACUUAGUAGUCGAUCAGACCCGACGUGAUUUUGGUCUAAUUCGCACUAAUUUGGAAACUGAAAGCCUUUGGAUCCAGGCUAAAUUAGAUUUUAGCCAAAGAUUUGUUAUAACCACGAUAUUUGAACAAUAAAAUCGAAUUAUUGGUAUUUAAACAUUACGAUAAAAUUGUAACCACUGAACGUAUGAAAUCGCGAGUUGUCUUUGUUUUGCCUGUGAGACUCGUUCUAAUAAUACGAAAUUAUCAAAACAGUUGAAGCUAGUCGCUACGAAAAGAAGUAUACUAUGGCUCUUAAAAUCUUGGUAUACAAUAUAAUCGAUGUAUUUAUAAACUGACAAGUAAUGGAAUAUUUUACGCGAUAUACUCGAGCUUUAUUCAAAUGAAAGUCAUAAGAAUAGACUCAAUUGCUAUGAUGAAAUGAGUUUGGGCGAAAACAAUAACGUUAUUGUUUGCUAGUAUAAUUAUUUAAUGUCAAUUCUAUUAGCUUUUUGGUUAUAGGAAUGUAGGUUUGACGAAGGCUAAGUCGAGGCCUAAACAAAACCAUUUGGUGUAAAAAAUCCAUGAUGAAUUUAAAUAAAACCGUGCCAAAAUAAUAAAUUAAUCUUUUCUGAAGGCGCACAACACUCAUAAAUUAUAUCUUCCAAAGUAAUUGAAGUUUUGUGACUUAUAGAAUGCGUUUUGUGACUAUUACAUGUAACAUAACAUUUAGCUUUUUAUGUUAUGUUUGAUGAGUGUGAUAAGAAAUUAGUGUUGUGGACAAUUGGUUUUUAGUCAAGGGGAGUUAAGGCUCAAUUUACACGUAUUAAGUAACUAAAUUGUAACUUAAUUUUAAAUGAUUAAAUUGCAUGUAAACAUAUACUAAAUUCUUUUUACUAUGUAAUUAAUCACUGAAAAUUAAGUAAAAUUUUAGUUACCUACUAACAAGUUAAUAUGUGUAAAUUAUCCUUUGGUUAUGUGACGUGUAAUUGAAGUAACGCAAUAGCUACAUAAUAUGUUAAUGCCAACUGAAUUAUAAUAAAUUGGUGCAAGUUUCAUAAUUUAUUUUCACAAAAUAAAUGAUUAUGAGCACUGCAUGCACUAUUUCACUUUUAAACUUGACAUGAUACCAUUGUUUCAUGAAAUAUUUUUCUUUUGUUAAUAAUUAACAAUGUAUUUUAAAAUUUUAAUAACUGAUUAUUAUACUGAUUUAGGUUUUGCGUUGACUUCAUUACACGUUGUAUUAUUAUGUUUUAUACUGCUCGACAGUGACAUAUUAAUUUUAAGGUAUGUUAAUGAUGUGUACUUUCUUUUAUAUAAUUUUAUUUAUUAAGUACCUAAUGUUUUGUAAUUUAUAUUUAAUUUCAGUGUUGUGAAUUAUGAAAUUUGAGAGAUUAAAAUUAAUUAAUCAUUAACUAUGCGAUGCAUAUCGUUAAUUUUAAAUUAUAUUUGAUUUUAGAUAAUUUACGUUCGCGGUACGCUCCACAUUUUUAGUCAAUUUGUACAACUAUUAACUGCUAAUUGCUACAGUAAUUCAAGAAUAACAAUUACUUUCCAACUGUAUAUUGCAAGUUUUCGCGACAAAAAAAAUAGACAAAGAAGAACCUGUACCUGGUAUCCUGUAUCUUACUAACUUAUAAACCAUUAUAAUUCUUAUUCGCAUACACAAGGUGUGCUCAUCGUAUACGAAUUCCUGUAUAUUUUUGACAAAUUCGUAUGCCAAUUUGAAUUCUAAUGCUUUAAAAAUACCUUUUGAAGAGAGUGGAGUGUACCGAGCGUUUGCUCACUUGUUUAUCUUGAGAGGUCUAUUGUUUGUAAUAUUGACUUCCGUCUCUGUCACUCAUACUGUCACCCGUGCGCGCGUGAGUGAGACAGUGGUAAUUUAAAUUCUCCUAUGUAGGGCUUUAGGGUUAAUUUCCUCCAGACUGCUUUAAUUUUAGACUUGUACUGCCUUUGCUUUUAGUAGAUUAUAGACUUCGAUUUAUUUAUACAAGUCCUCUUGAAAUGAAAAGAUAUUGCACGUUGAACAAGUGUUUACCAUUGAGAUUCAAUUUCAAAGAAAUAUAAAGAUCACUUGCUCUAGGGUAGGCCAAAUCCUAGAUUAUAAUAAAGACAAAAUGAUGUACUGACAUACAUUUAAGCUAAUCCUUAAUUUCCAUAUAAGAGCACAACAAAAUAUUUUGAUUCUCAAAUUGUAAUGCAUUUUUAUGUACUUCUAAACUAGUCUUGAAUUCAUUAUUUAUUAAAUUACUUAUUUAGAAUAUUCAGUAUUAGUAUCAUGGUCACAAAAUUUUCUAGCAUUUGUAUACUAACCAAUACAAACUUUAUGUAUACCUACAGGUGAGCUUUUUCAAGUGUAUGCGAAACUAUAAUAAAUAGCAAAAAAUACUUGUAGGACAGUUUAUUUUGAUAAAAUCUACAGCUUCAUCAUACGAUUUUUGCUAUUUGAAACACUUGAAAAUUCUGCCUGUAUACUUCUGACAAUAUUUUACUACCCUAUAUUAUUGUAAUAUAUAGAGUUCAUACUUUGUAUUCCCGUAUACUAUUAUUAACCGAGAUGUAUAUCCAAUUAAAUAUUAACAGUUGAAGUUUUAUCAUAUGAAAGACACUUUAUUUUAAUGUUUAAUUUGUAUUUAUAAGACGAGCACAUUAUCUUUACAUUCUUUUUAGCAAAUAUUAUUCUACAAGGCACAUUGUAAUUUAUUAUGUAACAAUAGUUCAAUAUAUCCUUGUAACUUGUGCCCCAAUUUAGGGCUCUCGCUGCAUAAACAUAUACUUUUGUUCUAUACGAUUUUCCUUCUUAAAAUUACCAGUGAUAAUACAGUGUGUCCGGGCUUGUAGUGAUCAAACUUUAAGAGCAAAAUCUAGGGACAAUUUUAUCGAUAAAAAUACUUCAAAUUUGGGGCCUGAACCAUUUCUCGAAAAAUUACAUCGAUUUAAGUUUUUAAUUUUUAUUUUACACCUCUUCUUUAAAAAACAAGUGAAAGCGUGGGUAGCUUAACAUUAAUAUGCAAAUAUUUUAUAUCAUGCGAUAGCCAAUAAAAUUAUCUAUUAGUAGAAGAAGAAAACAGACACAAAUUUCAUACAUUUUAUGGGAGUAAGAAUGGAUUUAAUUAGAAAAAUACAUUACUUUUUUCACUUCUUUUUCAGUUAUUUUCCAACACAAGAAAAACCAGGUCGUUAAGGUAUGUUUUAUUUGCAUUGUAUUUUUAGUAUUUGAGCUAUUCUACAAAACGAAUGUAAAUUUAUUAGUCUACGUCUAUUAGUUUCGACGUAAUUGUUGAACAAAGAUACCCCUUCCCAGCGGUUUCCAUAGUAAUCGGAAUAGGUUGUGUGAUUCUUUCAGGCAGUGCAUUUUCGCAUGUCGCGUGCGCUAUGGAAACCGCUGGGAAGGGGUAUUUUUGUUCAACAAUUACGUCGAAACUAAUAGACGUAGACUAAUAAAUUUACAUUCGUUUUGUAGAAUAGCUCAAAUACUAAUAAUACAAUGCAAAUAAAACAUACCUUAACGACCUGGUUUUUCUUGUGUUGGAAAAUAACUGAAAAAGAAGUGAAAAAAGUAAUGUAUUUUUCUAAUUCAAUCCAUUCUUACUCCCAUAAAAUGUAUGAAAUUUGUGUCUGUUUUCUUCUUCUACUAAUAGAUAAUUUUAUUGGCUAUCGCAUGAUAUAAAAUUUUUGCCUAUUAAUGUUAAGCUACCCACGCUUUCACUUGUUUUUUAAAGAAGAGGUGUAAACUAAAAAUUAAAAAUUUAAAUCGAUGUAAUUUUUCGAGAAAUGGGUCAAGCCCCAAAUUUGAAGUAUUUUCAUCGAUAAAAUUGUUCAUAGAUUACGCCUUUAAAGUUUGAUCACUACAUGCCCGGACACACUGUAUAAUAUGUAGUAAGAAGUAGGUACGAUUGAGAUAGUACUAAUCCUACUAUGCUCCUUUCAAACUUUUUGUAAAAUAAUAAAACUCAAACUUCUUACGAUUUUUAAAGUUUUUAUAUCAAACUAGAGAAAAACGAGAGCCCUUUAGAAUAAAGUAAGACUAAGCUUUGCCUUUGACCCUUCUAUACAUAAUAGAGUAAGCCAUGUAAGUGAUAUGAAAUGUAUUUUUGGUAUUUAGUUGACACACGGUUUUGUAACUAUAAUGUACCUAAUAUGAUUGCAAUAUAAUUUUCGUGUAUGGUGCUCCAUUGUAAUAUAGGUUUACAUUUGUAUCCUAUUUUCAAAUAAACAAUUCCUAGACCCCGGAAAAA